Abrus precatorius (Indian licorice) is the source of this 3151-nucleotide messenger RNA. Its product is annotated as putative disease resistance protein RGA1. Gene Ontology annotation, biological process: defense response to other organism. The record is from RefSeq and is a predicted model, not a curated record. NCBI's taxonomy places the organism in Eukaryota, Viridiplantae, Streptophyta, Magnoliopsida, Fabales, Fabaceae. The coding region runs from base 74 to 3151 and encodes 1025 amino acids. The transcript has 3 exons. Gene Ontology annotation, molecular function: ADP binding.
AUUGGCAAUCUCAAACUGAACACAGUGCAGAUCAGCAGAUCUAUUUUCCUCCUCAUCAGAUUUCAGUAUUUCUAUGGAGGAACACAUUCCAUUUGCUGUUGCUUCUAAUCUCAUUCACAGGUUGGCUUCCGCAGAUUUUAUUGAAUUUGGAAAGGAGUAUGAUGUGAUGGAAGAGUUGGAAGAGCUCAAGAACACAAUUGAAUCCAUCAAUGAUGUGCUCCUUGAUGCUGACGAUAAACAAGAGCAAGGUCAUGUGCGAGUUUGGAUUAGAAGGUUCAAAGAAGUACUUCAUCAUGCAGAUGACUUCUUAGAUGACCUUGCUAUCCAAUUUAGUAGGGACAAAUUGGAUGCAGCAGAAGGAAAAGAAGUAAUCAAGGUACUUUCCAUUUCAUCUUCAAAUCAAAUUCCUUUAUACAGUGAAAUGCCUGACAAAAUUAUAGAAAUACAAGCAAGUUUUAAUGGUGUAGUAAAAGAAAUGAAGGAUUUGAAUUUAAGUCCAAGAUCAGGAGUGGUUAAGCAAACUAAUAGUGAAUGGAGGGAAACAUGUCCUUUUGUAUUAGAAUCAGAUAUCAUUGGAAGAGAUGAUGAUAAAAAGAAGAUUAUUAGUCUGUUGAGACAACCGCCACAUGAAAAGAAGAAAGUUUCUGUGAUUGCUAUUGUUGGCCUUGGUGGAUUGGGGAAGACAGCUCUUGCACAAUUGGUGUAUAAUGACUUGGAAGUGCAGAAAAUUUUUGAAAUGCAAAUGUGGGUUAAUGUCUCUGAUAACUUUGAUGUCAAAACUAUUAUGAAGAAAAUACUAGAAUCAAUUACUGGUGACCAAAUUGAAGACAAGUUAUCAUUAGGCAACUUGCAAAGCAAACUUCGUGAAAAAAUAGAAGGUAAAAAAUAUUUAUUAGUCCUGGAUGACGUUUGGAAUGAGAGGCAUGACAAAUGGGCUGAGUUGAGAAAUUAUUUGAUGUGUGGCGCUCAAGAUAGUAAGAUUUUAGUGACAACUCGAAGUGAAAAUGUAGCAAAGGGAAUGACUGCUAGCACUUCCUAUCCUUUGAAAGGUUUGACUGACGAAGUAUCUUGGAGUUUGCUGAAGAACAUUGCAUUUGAGGAUGAUUCCAAAGGAGUGAAUCAAAAUCUAGAAUCAAUGGGAAAAGAAAUAGCCAAGAAAUGUCAAGGGGUUCCCUUGGCGGUUAGAACGCUGGGAGGCCUGUUACGAGGACAAAAUGAAGAAAGUGAAUGGGAGAAUGUUUUACGUGGUGACUUCUGGAAAUUAUGUGAAGAACAAGAUAGUAUCAUGCCAAUUCUAAAACUCAGUUACCACAUCUUGUCACAAGAAAUGAAACAAUGUUUUGCUUAUUGCUCUUUAUAUCCCAUGGAUUCAGAAAUUCCAAAGGAUGAGUUGAUUCAGUUAUGGAUGGCACAGGGUUACCUUAAAUGUUCAACAGGAAAACAGAACAUGGAAGAUAUUGGUAACGAAUUUGUAAAGAUAUUUUUGAGGAACUCAUUUUUUCAAGAUGCAAAAGGUGAUAAAUACGGUGAGAUCAUUAGUUUCAAAAUGCAUGAUUUAAUUCGUGAUCUUGCAAUGCUUGUUGCUGGCAAUGAUUAUUGUUACUUGGACAGUAAGGCAGAAAAAGUUGAAGGGAGACCCAUGCACGUAUCAUUGGAAUCUGGGGCCAUUCAUUUAUUGGAUUCGUUGGAUCAAAGUAGGUUGCGAACUUUGAUUUUGCGGUCUUCUUGUUAUCAGAAGGAAUUGUCUGUUGCAAAUUUCAAGUACUUACGCGUCUUGAGAACGCCGCCACAUUACAUUUUUGAGUUGUGUGCUUCAAUUGAAAAUUUCAAGCAUUUAAGAUACCUUGAUUUGGUUCAUAAGUUUUAUUACGGAUCAAUACAAAUAAGUCUUCCCGAAUCUAUAAGCAAUCUUGUUUUCUUACAAACAUUAAAAUUGGAUGAAUUCGAUGAAGAAUCAUUUUCAGUAGUCACAAAACUAGUCAAUUUGAGAUGGCUUGAAGUUGAUUAUGACUCCUUGAGUGGGAUGUCAGUUGGAUUGGGAAAAUUAUCCUCCUUGCAAUUCUUACCGACCUUUGUUGUGAGAGAGAGCCAAAAAACAAAACAUGGCACACUAAACGAAUUGAAGGACUUGAACCUAAGUGGCAAACUAGAAAUCAAGCAUCUUCGUCGUGUCAGAGACGUGGGUCUGGAAUCACGUGAUUUAUUAGAAAACCUUGAGCCCCACCAUAAUCUUAAGCAGUUGAAUGUGUUGCAUUAUCCAGGCACGCUUUUCCCGAACUGGCUCUCUCUCCUCACAAAUGUUGUGGACAUGUUUCUCUUUGGGCUUUAUAAUUGCUGCUGUCUCCCACCGUUGGAACGUCUUCUGUCUCUGAAGUCACUUGAGAUAAAAUAUCUUCAUGAAUUGGAAUACGUAUAUCUUUACGAAGAUGGUUUUGCAGUAACCUUCUUCCCCUCUUUGGAGAGUCUCGUAUUAGAGAAUUGUCGGAAGCUUAGGGGAUGGCGGAUGCGGGGAGAUGAAAUCAAUGAUUCACAUAAUCUGUCCUUACCUCUUUCAUUUCCUCAUCUUUCUCAACUACAAAUCUAUAAGUGUCCAACGUUGACUUACAUGCCUACUUUUCCGAGGGUUAAGGUUUUACAUUGGCCUGAAGGCAGCGUGGAGCCAUUGACAGCAACACUAAACACAACAGCGUCAACAUGUUCAGCUGACUCAUCUUCCUCCGCUGCUCCUCUUUCCAUGCUCAAACAUUUGAGGAUUUAUGAUCCUAGGAAUUUGCCAAAGGGUUGGAUGCAAAAUCUGGCUUCUCUCGAGUCCCUUGAAAUUGGAUGGUAUGAAACUGAAACACUCGAGGAAUUUGAAAUUGAGUUUAAAGACGACACCAACUGCCUUCCUUCUCUGCGACGAAUUUCAUUAUAUGAUUGUCAAAGGCUGAAGGCUUUGCCAGAUUGGAUUUGCAACCUCUCAUCGCUUCAGGAGAUCAAAAUCUCAUACUGCCCAAUAUUGGCAUCGCUGCCCGAAGGAAUGAGUCGUCUUGCCAACUUAAAGAUCUUCGAAGUUAUUAGUUGUUUCCUCCUAAUGAAAGAAUGCAGAAAAGAGACAAGUGCUGUUAGCCGUCAAAUCGCACACAUCCCACGAAUUAUCCUUCGUAAUUAG